Molecule: messenger RNA, 812 nt
Organism: Oppia nitens
Lineage: Eukaryota; Metazoa; Arthropoda; Arachnida; Sarcoptiformes; Oppiidae
Product: choline/ethanolamine kinase-like
Exons: 4
Coding region: 291-812 (173 amino acids)
Biological process (GO): CDP-choline pathway; phosphatidylethanolamine biosynthetic process
Cellular component (GO): cytoplasm
Molecular function (GO): choline kinase activity; ethanolamine kinase activity
Source: RefSeq, a predicted model, not a curated record
AUGUUACUGUCAAACGAUUUUCUGACGGAUAUUUCAAUAAAAUCUUUUAUUGCACAAACAAUGACAACAACACAAACAAGGGAUCAGCAGUUGCUGUCAAAGAAGUUGUGGUAAAGUUGUCUCUUGAAGAAGAAUUUUUCUUAUAUAAUCCGUUGAUAUCAAGAGUCUGUUCAUUGGUUGCAUCGUUGGCUGGUUUGGGACCUAAAGUUUUCGGCAUCUUUUCCAAUGGACUAAUAUGUGAUUAUAUUGAGAGUCGGCCAUACAAUCAUUUAGAUGAUAGUAAUCCGGAAAUGGUUUGUCUAUUGGCCGAAAAGUUGGCUCAGUUUCAUCAAAUACGGGCACCGAUACCAUCGGAUGGAUCGGCUAAAUGGUUGGACAUUCAGAUCAAUGAUUAUUUUCGCGAUGGAUCGUUGUUUGAUUCGAUAAAAACCGACCGGUUUCGGGAUCUAAUUAGACAAUCAACGGGACAAUAUCUGUCACUCAGUCAGGUAGACAUUAGUGAUGAGUUGAUUUGGCUCAGGGAUGCUGUACUGGGAUCACCUAAGAUACUAGUUUUCAGUCACUGUGAUUUCAAUCGGGGAAAUAUAUUAAUCAGAGAAUCAAUUGAUACAUCAAUUGAUAUGUAUUUUAUUGAUUUUGAUUUUUGUUCGUAUAACUAUCGGGGUAUAGAUUUUGGCCGUUAUUUUUCCAGUUGGAAACAUCGGGACCCGAAAUUUGGUUGUGACCCCCGGUUUCCCAGUGAUGAGGAAAUGUAUCCAUUUAUUGAUAAGUAUAUUCAAGUAGCGGAUCGAUUGACUGGCAAUACAGUCUAA